AUGGAGGAAAGUGAGCAGGACAGCGUCAUCGAGGAUGAUUCCGCAGACACCGAAAGACAAGAAACACGGCACCCAUGGCCUUACCUGAAAGAACUUUUCGUUGUUGUUGGCUAUAAGAAUGAUUCGUGGCGGAUGCAGUGCAACCUGUGCUUGCCCAAAAAACACGAACUUUUGGCAUUCAAGAAUUCACCGUCCAAUCUGAAGAAGCACAUUCAGACUAAACUACAACACCUUCGACUCUCCUCCAAGUGCUGUGUGCCGCUCAUAGAUGCUCUUCAAUCUGGACUUCAGAAGCGCUUUGGUGAGAUGCUCAAGGAUCCUGAGCUCAUUGCAGCUUCCAUUCUGGUGCCCAAAUUCAGAAGAUGCUGGACCACAGAUGAGGGCCUUCUACAACUCGGCCUUGACUACAUCAAAAGCCAUCUCAAAGAGCUACCUGUGACUGUCAGUGACUCCACGCCUUCUUCAGAGGAAGAUGACUUUUUUUCACCUAUCAAGCAAGGGAACUUGCAAGAAAACACCAAACAGCUUGAGUCAUACCUGGCCUGUCCCAAUGACACCAUGGAAAUCUUGAAGUCAUUUCCUGCAGUCCUGAACCUUUCACUACAACUGAACACUCCACUACCUGCUUCUGCUGCCUGUGAAAGGCUCUUCAGCACAGCAGGACUCAUUUUCCGACCCAAAAGGGCACGCAUCCAUUCACAAAACCUUGAAAACAUGCUUCUGUUGAAGCUAAAUCAAAAAUGUUGGUAG
This is a messenger RNA of Knipowitschia caucasica, 750 nucleotides long. The record is from the annotation of a GenBank genome assembly. NCBI's taxonomy places the organism in Eukaryota, Metazoa, Chordata, Actinopteri, Gobiiformes, Gobiidae.